Epinephelus fuscoguttatus (brown-marbled grouper) is the source of this 1100-nucleotide messenger RNA. RefSeq names its product adhesive plaque matrix protein-like. Bases 211 to 1026 code for a protein of 271 amino acids. The record is from RefSeq and is a predicted model, not a curated record. NCBI's taxonomy places the organism in Eukaryota, Metazoa, Chordata, Actinopteri, Perciformes, Serranidae. The transcript is spliced from 3 exons.
CAUCUCGACACGCACGCUGUAGCAUAGCUCGUUAGCAUUAGCAUAGCUCGUUAGCGUUAGCAACAUUCGCCUGAAGAAGGUUCAACCAUACCGAAACGUAGCAGUUUUUUUUGUGCUUCAAAGUGGGAGCAAUAAAAUUCAGUGAAUCAGAGCUCUGCUCCGGAGUCUUUUUUGUUGAUUUUUGUUGCCUCACAAACCCCGAUCUCGACCAUGGGGGCCGAGCAUGAUGACGAGGGCUGGACCACUGUGCGUUAUGGCCGCCGACGGAGAGAGGGCAGGUAUCCAGAGCCGCGGCCCUCCAGCAGGUAUGACACCGACACCCGUCUUGACAUCAGGCCCAGCAGCUACAGACCCUCAUAUGCUUCAGUGACCCGCAGACCACUGGGGCGCGAUGCGCCCUCCCCUUCCACCUCCCGUUCCAGGCCUCGGGGCGACCGCCCGCAGCAGUACGGGCCUCCCGUACCCUCUUACCACCAGAUCCAGCGCUUCCAACAGUACCAGCGCUCUCAACCCACCUUCCAGCAGAACCGGCGCUCUCAACCCACCUUCCAGCAGGACCAGCGCUCUCAACCCACCUUCCAGCAGAACCGGCGCUCUCAAUCCACCUUCCAGCAGAACCGGCGCUCUCAACCCACCUUCCAGCGGAAUCAGCGCUCUCAACUCACCUUCCAGCAGCACCAGCGCUCUCAACCCACCUUCCAGCGGAACCAGCGCUCUCAAUCCACCUUCCAGCAGAACCAGCGCUCUCAACUCACCUUCCAGCAGCACCAGCGCUCUCAACCCACCUUCCAGCAGAACCGGCGCUCUCAACCCACCUUCCAGCAGAACCAGCGCCCUCAGCUUGACUCCCGAACCCGGGGGAGAGGAGCCCCCAGCGGCCGCUGGUGGCGAUCCUCCGCCACCACGGACCAGCGCGCAGCCGCCGCACUACAGGACCAUACGACCCACCGUGACGGCACGGGCCGGCGCCACACCGGACCACUCACCGCCCCCACAGCCUGGGGACCCCCAGGAGCAGAGACCUAGGCGCACCUUCCGCGCCAGACCAGCUAAGGUGGUUUCCUCACCUGCUCUCCAGACGACCUCACUUCCUCAGCCAC